GUCGCCAUUUUGCAUUAUUGGUUUUUACGUGUAUAUGCAGUGCAGCUAGUUUGCUAUUCCAGUUCUCGUUACGUAUCGUAAAGCUUUAAUUUGCAUAACUUUGUUAAUUUCGAAUUGUUGAGAGGCAAUAGUAAAGGAUGGGACGUAAAAAGAAGAAGCAGUCGAGGCCCUGGUGCUGGUAUUGUAAUCGAGAAUUUGAAGACGAGAAGAUUCUAAUUCAGCAUCAGAAAGCAAAACAUUUCAAAUGCCACAUUUGUCACAAAAAGCUUUAUACGGGACCAGGCCUUAGUAUACAUUGUAUGCAGGUACAUAAAGAAGCAAUAGAUAAGGUACCUAAUUCUUUGCCAAAUCGUAGUAAUAUUGAAAUAGAAAUUUAUGGCAUGGAAGGUAUACCACCAAACGAUGCAAAAGAACACGAAAGGCAAAGGAACGGAGGUAGACCUGGCUCGCCGAGCUCCGGCGAAGACGAACCCGUUCGGAAGAAAACGAAACCGGAGGGUUUGUUAGGUUCCGCACCCGGUGCAGUGCCCACAGGGUCGAAUAUGAUGCAAGGCGUUAUGCCAGGUAUGGCAGCUCAUCCGGGUAUGCCACCGAUGGGACAGUUCCCACCGCCCAUGCACCAUAUGAUGGGACCUAUGGGUCAUGUAGGUCCACCUUUCAUGGGACCUGGUAUGAUGCCUGGAAUGCCAGGUAUGCCUCCAGGUAUACAACCACCGGUGUCAGGCGCGUCUAUUCCACCAGCCCGACCAUUAUUUCCAAGCGCCGCAGCUGUCUCAACAGCCGCGUCUACAGCUGUGACUUCCCCCCUGGGCACAGACUUUAAACCAAUCACGUCGGUAGCUGGUGGUUCUAUAGGACCUAUUAAGCCAACAUUCCCUGCUUACAGUAAUACUGAUAGUAAUACCACUACUAGUAAUAAUAUUGGAAGUGAUCAGAAAGUGAAUCUUAUAGCAACUACGAGUGCUGCUAUUAAAAUUAUUCAUCCGCCAGAGGAUCUUAGUUUAGAGGAAAUUAGAGCGAGACUUCCGAAAUAUCAACGAAGGCAAACAGAAGAGUCUCGAACCGCGCAGGCAGAGGCUUCUCAGCAAGUAGCCGCAUUGCAGCAGCAACAACAACAACAGCAGCAGCAACAACAGCAACAACAACAAGCUGCGGCCGCUAACGCGGCUGCCGCGUUUCAGGAUCAGCAACAAAGACAACAGGCUGCAUUGAAUGCCCUUCAACAGCAAAGAUUUCAGAGACCUCCGCAGGCAGUCAUGGUUCCCGCGUCAGCUGCAAUGCCUGUUAGUUCUGUUGCCUUGAUGGCGCCACUUAUGCGGCCAACUAUGACCCUAGCUGCACCUGCUCUGAUUCAUGGAGGUAACAUGAUGCGACCGCCCCCCAUGGGCCUGCCACCAGGUAUGAUAGGAGCGUUACCACCAGGCGCGAUGCAUCCGGCAUUCGCAACCCCAAUGGGUUUCCCUGGUGCACCGAUGUUGGCUCCGAUGAUGCACCCACGCUUCAGAUGAUCACCUCCCAUGGACGGGCCCACCCCGCCACUGCACUUCGUGCUUUGGGCCCGCCCCUAAAUUUUAUUAGGGUUCGGACGUGAUUGAGAAAGAAGAAAGAAAAGCACGCGUAAAACAUGUUCGCUCGCGUGGACACACUUCGUUGAUCGGCCGCGGCUGCACUUGACGCAUCCUCUCCCACGAAGUUUACACAAAGUUAGCAAAAAUCUUUGUUUUUUUAAUUAUAUAUGAUUGCAAAAACACAUCACGUCAGUGCCUGAGAGGAUUUUUUACCAGGUGCAGUGGAAACGGUCAGCUAUAUUCACCUACAAUUUGGCUGUCAGUAAAAAAAAAAUACAAUCCCUAUGAUCUAUUUGCGCGGUACACGCAACGAGUCAGAGCAAUAAAUAAUUUAUUUUCGUGGAGGAGCUCGAAAACAAUCGGCCAGCCGAGCAAAUUUUCUUGUUCGCACGGAAAGCUCAACUAAGGUUCGAUCCUUGGUAUUAAUCUUUUUUAAAAUAUUGUCAUCGGAGUAUGUUGCAUUAAAAUUAUAGUUUUAUUAACGGGCCAAUCCACGCCGAAUCGAAUAUCGGUUUCUCGAGCGACGUUUCAGAUUUUACUGAAGUCUCGGUACAUUGUAGUCUUUGGUGAUAUUUAAAUUAUCUUUUGUUUAAAACCAGAUGUAAAACUCAAUAAUUUAAAACGGUCAAAAUAAUGUGUAUAAUCUUCGUACGUUAUAUUCCUUGUUUGCUUCUUUCAGUAGCUUAAUUAGUUAAUACUUUAUCGAAAUAGACCAAUAACAUAUUUAUCCAAUACGCUGUUUAGUUACUGUACGAUACAGGAAUAAUAAUAAUAAUAAUUAUAAGACACGCGAUAAACGAACAUUUUUGGCAAUUAGAUUUUUAACAUCUUUAUCAUACUUAUAAAUAUACUAUAAUGAUAACUAAUGUAAUAGCGAAAAAGUAAUUGUUUAACUUUGAUAUGCUAAAAGUUGAAGACUAUAAUUUCAGUCAGAUUUUAGCAAGGUUUGAAGCGUUGGUUAAAAGAAUUGCUCGAUUUGGCGUGGAAUGAUUCGAAAGGAAAUGGUAUCGUGUUGUUGAUGGCUGUAUGAGCAUCGGAAGCUAAUUCGUGAGGAAACUCAGUGAGCUGCUGAUACAGACAUAUAUUGUUGCAAAGUCACACAUGUAAGCAAUUGUACGUUGCUUGUUAACGAAGUCACUUCUGGAAGGUAUGAACUUUCAGUUGAUAAGUAUAAGUAGAAUGAAUUUCUAUAUAUGGCUCCACGUUGUUGUUUUUAUUUCACGGUAGACCGUUUCCACGCGCUGUUCCUCAGCCUCUGCACCAGUGUUCUCUUGGAGAGACGCAAUCGCGGAAAGGUGGCGUUUCACACUGCAGCUAUUAUAGACACGGAAUUUUAUUUUCACUUGUAAGGGAGCAUCCCGAGCUAUCGAUCGGUGAUUUCGGUAAAACAUUUGUAGAAAAUGAUCGUUACAAAAAUUUCUGUCGCUCUUUUCCGUUUCUUGCCGACGAUCAAAUUGAGAAACCUGCUUGGAUUAAUAUACUGGAAAUAAUUCUGUACUCUCGAUCGACGAAUUCGGUUAAACGGAUUUCAGAUAAAUGUAUUUGUUAUAUUAUAAUAAAUUUAAUAUAUUGAAAAUUAAUAAAUUUUUGUCAGUUAUUCUUAUUAAAUAUCGUGUAUCGUAACGGAAAUUACUGCGUUGGUAAUUUAUUUAAAUACUGUGCAAAAUGUAUGAUAUUUCAAAGUACAUUAUACUACGUGUCUUCAUCAUCGAUUAUCACAAUUUUCGUGAUCAAAUUGUGCUCUGCAUUAAAUUGUUUUGGAGAUAUUGGACCAAGUAGAUUUUUCACUUUGGAGAAUUGCGACUGAACGAAGCGUCGAGUAUUUUUGUAAGAUCAACUACGAUCGUUUUGUUAAAAUCAACGAUUAAUAGUUUGCGAUGUUUUUUUAUUGUUUGAAUUUAUUUUUCCUACGUUAGACAAUUGCUUUCGUCUUCUUGUUCCAAGUGUAUAUAUGAAUUGUAUAACGAUUUUUUUUUUUUUAAAUUUGACUAUUUUUCAUAAUUUUGAUACGCUCCUGUGAAAUAUUAUUUGCGCUGCUCGGUUCUUCUUGGUAAAAGUAUUAAAAUGUAAGCCGCAGUGUGAACAUUCUGUCGCCUCAGGUUAGUUUGUCACAACUUUUAUUUUGUUAACGUUUCAGAUCGAGUCGAUUUGCUUUUGCGCGGUAAUUCACAUCGCGGAUUUAGGUAUUUUGUUUCCUAACGAACAACAUACUGAAAUUGUUGUAAUUUAUAGUGUAUAUGUAUAUAGUGGGUGGAACAAAUUAUUAAGGAACACUUUAUCAACUCGUAUUUGUUACCAAGACGAACAAUUUUACUUUGCAAUAGUGGAAGAUAAUUGUAGGUUUAUUGUUAAUAUACAGUAAGGAGCAAAACUAAUCGUACACAUGGUAUUUUAACCAUUAUUUUACUUAAUAAUUAUUAUUUAAAUAAUGUAUGUUCAAUUUUGCUUCUUACUAUAUAUAAUCACUAAUAACUUUCAUUAAACGUUUCAUUGGAGAUUUUAGUAAUCGUUUAAUCAAUUCUCAGCUUAAUAAUCUGUAAUUUUGCUGAAUCCAACUUUUUAUUUGAAUAGUAUAAUAUUGUUGUCUCUUAGAAUAUAGAUAGAGAUAUCUUAUUAGUUGUAUCUAACAAUUUCCUAUAAUAUUCAAAUCGAGCAAUUUUGUUAGUUUUUUGUUAUUUGUGUUAGGGAUACCAGGGACUGCUCUCUUGAUAUAUUUUUCCAACCCACUGUACACAGAAUAAUUCUAGCAACUGGAAUAGAUUAUAAUUUCUUUCUGAAUGAAAAGAAAAAAGGUAUUAAUUAAGUAUUUUUUAUCUCAGUACACGUAAAUAAGCGAGGGAAAAAGCUUAAUCACGAAGACUACAAAUUAUUGUUUAAAAUUUGUUCUCUUUCUUAUUCACUUUCCCUAAAAUCACAAAAAAGUACAAAAUAACGUUGUAUUACUUUUAGUCACCCACAAAGGUGGAUUUUAUUUGCAAUAAGGUGAAUAUGAUCUAUAUGAAAGGGCUAAUUUCGAGUGCAAAACCUGUAAUAUUGUUUGAAAAUGUAUUAUAAUGUUUUUGAGAGGAAUAUGUAUAUCUAUAAAAUACUCGAGUAUCAUUCUGCAAAAACACAACAAAAUUAUAAUAAAAUUAGACACUCUGACUCUUCUCUUGAAGAAGUCAAGAAAUAUUUAAAAAAUGUCUAUACUAUUAAAAAUAUACUAAUUUAUCGUCCGUUCUGUAAAACCCAGUUAAAUAAUGGAGUUAUCUUAUUUUUUGGAAAUUUAUUCUACCAUUCUGUUCUUCGUUUAGAAAAUAAAAUGUAAUCUAUUCUAGUUGCUAAAGUUUCUUAAAUAAGCCGCUUAUUUGCUAAAUCGAUUAUCUCUGCAAAGGGAAAAGAAAAAAAAGUUGAUAAAAUAAUAUAUGUAUAUGCUUUCAUAAGACUCCCUAUAAAAUUCCCGUUUAAAAAAAAUGCAGUUGCAUUUGUUAAAUGCACCGAUGCGACUGCAUCAUUUUUUCAAAUGGAAUUUUACAAUUUCGAUUGCACCGUUCGAUAGAGUUUUUCAAUCUCUGCAAAAAAAUUAUAAGGUACUUGUGUCCUAAACUUAAUCUUUUAAGAUUUCUUCGCCAUGAGUUAUAAAUAUACUUGAUAUACUCAAAAGUUUAUUAAAUUAUUUUACUUCAAAGUGUUAUAACUCUGGAACCAUUAAGUUUAGAACACGAGUAGUUUAAAGUGAGAAAUUUAAAUUUCAUUUCGUCAAUUUGUAAGAAAUGUAUUUAAAAAAAUGUAAAAGUGAUCGAGUGAUUUGAUGUUGAAAAGAUGGAGUUAAUCGCUUUAGCUUGUAAACGGCGUAAAUAUUAAUCAGUCGUUAUGAUGUUAAUCGCGAUAGUUUGAACGAUUGCAAUACGUUGACCGUGAAGCAGAAGUAACUGAUUCGAUCUGAGAAAAACCCUCUUCCUUUGCAAGGAACAUGUUGGCGACGCAUGAGUGAGUGGUAAGUACGGAGGGUGCUCACAAAAAACCGAAUACCAGCUCUCUCUACACUCGACUCACGCCAUUUUCUUUACUUUUGUCCUAUAUCAGAUCACUGGCACUCCGAUCGUGGGGCGCACGAUUCUUUUUUUAAUUAUUUUAAUUAUCGUCGGUGCUCGGUUUACAAUGUAUCAGACCAUAUGUUAUAAAUUCUGAUAUAUUUUUAACCGCGAUGGGAAUUCUAAAACGACUGGCUCCACGAUCGGACGAAAUUCUAUUCGAUCCUUUGGAAACAAAAAACUUCUCGUCCCUCCUUUUGUCUUUUCUUAUUAUUAUUCCAUCAUUAUCUUCUCUAUCGUUCUAUUACUUCCUCAGGGUGUCUACUGACAGCAAAAAAUUAUCGUCAAAAGAAUAUUUUUACGUUCAUGUAACGCGGGUCUCGAUGAUCACGAUCUGCGACGAAAGGGUAAAAGAUAAUUUAUCGAACCUUUGUUCUCGGGUGGAUUUCAUUCGUGUUUCGUAGUUUCGUGUUACGAAAGUGUAGCGAAGACGGUGCAAAAAGGAGGCUGCACACUAAGGUCACGAGACUUUUAGUGUUCGUUGUAUAGUCGAUGGAAAAUAAUUAAGAUCACGAAUGUACAGUUUCGAUCGAAAACUGUUUGAAUCAAGGACAUUGGUACUUGCAGAAGCUUUGUACGCGCGAAGGUAUAUAUCCUCAGUAGGCACCCUGUUUGACUAUUCUUUCACUCGAUUUCUACCAGUACUUCGAGAAAAAAUAUGAAACAGCAUACCGCGCAGUAUAACACGUGUACGUACCUAAAAAAAACUACGCAUCGUUAUGAAUAUAUACUUCAUUUUCAGGGGUUGUCUUUCCGAAUAGUGUCUUUACGUCGUGAUCUGUCGUUUUGCCCGUGAUCAGGGACGAUUCGUGCGAGUGUUUACUUAUAGACAAAAUGGCAAUUCAGUAGGAAAAACGAAGCCGUCGAAAAGGCGUUUCUCGACUAUCGAGGCUGCUAAAGCAUGGCUAAAAACGUUGUUCCCCCAACCGCGCAUUUCUUUCGUUUUUGAGAUUCGGCAGGACAAUCUGAUGGCAGAAUUGGAUAUGUAGAAGUUCUGUUAUUUAUUGAGUGUCACAUUAUCAACUUGUUUCGAAUAAAGACGUUCUGUGGAAAGCUCGAAAGAUUGGGCGUAGUCUGUCGUUCUGGGAAAUCUUUCGUUCAUGGAUUCACGUUGUUUGGAAAGAAAUAUUCUUGUUUUUUCUUUUUUGCUACGCGUUCGACCCUUUCGCUGAUAUGGUUUUAAAAGUGACUAUUUCUUUUAGAUUAAAAUUAGCUGUAUUUGUUAUAAAUAGUUCAGAGAAACAUGUUAUAUGUAUAUAUUUGAUUGUUAUUUGUAAUAAUUAAUAAGUAAUUAUCAUACGAUAGGUUCUGGAACACGAAAUACAUUACCUAAUAUUGUACUGUACAAUAUUAAACCUAAUGGUUCAAGAGUUCUAUCUCUUGAAUUAUUAAGUUUAGGGCACGAGUACCUUACACUUUUUUUGUAAGGAUUAACAACUCGCGUUGAAUAGCCUGAUAAAUAUUGUAGAGUUCCAUUUAAAAAAAUAAAUGCAAUUGCAUUUUUAUCAUAAUCAUAAUCAUAAUAGUUAUAUCUCCAACUGUUUUAGAGAUAUACCAUGGAACAAAGAAAUAGCAUUUUCAUAUUUUCUGUAUAUACAAGUAUUUUAUAUUCGUGUAAGGAACCAAGAUUUUACAGUUCAACUCUUUGUAGCACAGGAUUUCAGAUAAUAAAAUAGAAAUUUUAUUACAAUAAACUGUUGCCAACAGAAGUGAAUACAUUUGUAACAUCAGUGGGACUAAAAAUGUCCCAUCAUGCAUUACGGUGCAUCGAAAAGGACACUUUUAAUCCCAGCGUGCCCCAAAGAGUCGAACACUUUAUCUUGUUCAUCUGCCAUGUAAACUAUGAAGUUUUUAUCGAGCCAUUCGUUACAUAUGUGUUAGACAGUUUGCUAAUUUUGUAUUUAUUCAGUUUUGUUUUACAUCGUGUGGGUUUAACAGCGAAAGGGUUAACAAUAUAUCGCCUCUUUUGUAUUCUUGUUUUCCUCUAAUGUUUUUGUUUUCUUUUUUCUGUGUAGAUAAAAGAUUGUUGAUGAAUUUUCUCCCAGAAUGGCGGGCGACAGCCACAUAUUGUUUCAACCAAUCACAGCUGUGACCGCUGUUGGACCUUAUCGGUCCCUUGCCUGAAGGCAGGCGAUUGUUUGGACCUACCGUCCUAGAGUCGAGGUACAUGCUAGCUUCCCGACUUUUCAUUCGAAUUCGAUUGCAACGCAUAAAGUCGCUCGUGCGCGGUCAGUGAAUUUUAUCAGAACGGUUGAUCGUUAUUUACACAUUUUUUUAUGAUAUAGAAAUUUAAAAUCGAUGCAACGUUUUAGUUGGUAAGAGAACAGGAGAUAAGUGAGAAAGGAAGAGAAUCGGGAAGUUCUAUGGUCCUUGGCUGCAUGGACGCGUGGCUGGACCGAGAAACAAUAUUAAUCGUAAUCAGUAAUGAGUCGCGGGGUAAAUUGUAUUAACCGACUCGAUCGUUCGGAUCGUUGGAACGAGAGAAUUAUACCGAUCCGCACUCCGAUAGAACUAGUUACCUAUUAACGAUUAUGAGUUUUGUUUUUGUUUUGUUUUUUUUUCUUUUCAUCGAAGGUUGUAACUUAUUUGUUGCGAUAUUUAUUAAUAGUUCUUAGUUAAAUAUUAAUGGAUACUGCCGGCAGUGGCUGGUAAUUGUUAUGAUUUCAGAUUCGAAGACGAUUAAGACUGAAAUGUCUGUGCAGUUCUCUCGUUCAACUGUUCGAUCGUUCGUAGAAUGCUUAGCUGGCUCUGUGUGUAUAUUGAUACAUCUGUAUCACACGUUGCGCAAGGACCCUUCAUUAUCCUGAUCCUUUUUACGCUAAUAAUGUCUUUCCACUUGGUGACAGCGGAUGCACGAUUCGCUCGUGGGGGUCGCUUUGCUCGAGGAACCGGUAACGCGGUGGCUCUUUGUCAUUCUAAUAUCUUUAUUCGGCGGCUCGAGGUAUCGGGAAUUAAGUGCUACCUGUGAAACGAUAGUGAAUUUAACGCAUUAUUAUACUUGUCCAUAUAUUUUAUAUACACAAUUGUCUCUAGUCUUUUCCUUUUUUUUUAGAUCAAUGUACACUACCGGUCAUAAGUAGGAACACGGAGUAUUUUCUCAUCCAGACAGUUUUAGAAUAGCUUGAAACAAUCACGUUUUACGGAUAUCUUUAUGGGAAUUCAUAAAAAAUAUCAUUCAUAAGUAUAAAUGGACACAUAUCAAUUUUUAUAGUAAUAUGAGACUAGUACUAUUUUUGUAAAAGAAAAGGAAUGACAGUAAUGGUUUUAUUAUUACAAAUGAUUAUGCAAUUAUACAUUUUAAGCCUUUGUUAUUCUAUGCCCAACUUUUCAUGGCAUCUAAAAAUUUUGAAAGUAGAUUGUAUAGUAGUUGUACGUUUCAAAUGUCCUAAUACUUAUGGCCGGUAGUGUUUAUGCGAAAUGAUCGACGAUAUGGAAGGUUGUCUGGUGAAUCCCUGUUUCGAGAUAUUUAAAUUUCACACCUUUUUUUUGUUUACGAAGCUGGUAUAUCGAUAAAAAUUUGUAACGUAAAAUGAAAUGGCGCAGAAGAAGAAUUUUGCUUUCAUUAAAAAACAGCAACUAACUUUUGUUAUAUUCUAUUUUUAAUAAUAUCUCUUUUUUAAGAAAUUAUUAGAUAGAAAAGAACAUCAGUUCCCUCAGUUAUUUUAAAAGAAAAAUUUACUUUUUAUCAACGUACCAGCUUUAGAAAUAAAAGGGAGAGUCAAAUUUAAAUAUUUCGAAGCAGAGUUUUUUCCCGAAUAACUACUCGAUGAUGAAUAUUAUUUUUCGCAUAAAUGAUGAAAAGUUAGAUGUACCUUUUUGUGGGAUCUUUAAUUUUUUCAACGUAUUAUUAUUAUUAUUAUUUUUUUAUUUAGUUUCAAAGUUUGCACACGUAGUAGAGUUCGAUGGAACUUUGUGAUAAAACUAAAAUAAUAGCAAUGUUGUAUUUAAUAUCUUAGUUUUACAUGUGCAAUGUUUGGAGGAUAGAGUUGACGAUCUAAGUACUGAAAUCGAAUUUUAGGUUGCACUUUAUUCCUGCGCGGACCGCUCACGGAAAUUAGCAGUAGUCUACUCCUUCUACAGCAUUAUUGUUUUCAGCCGACUGCAACUAAGCAGAACGGGCAAUAAUGUCCAAGAAAAAUAGAGAAAACGGUGGACACACACACCUGUAUCUCGUUGAAACAGGAUCAAUAAAGAAAAAUUGUUUAAUAA
Molecule: messenger RNA, 9850 nt
Organism: Colletes gigas
Lineage: Eukaryota; Metazoa; Arthropoda; Insecta; Hymenoptera; Colletidae
Gene: BuGZ
Product: BUB3-interacting and GLEBS motif-containing protein ZNF207
Exons: 6
Coding region: 138-1508 (456 amino acids)
Cellular component (GO): nucleus
Molecular function (GO): DNA binding
Source: RefSeq, a predicted model, not a curated record